This is a messenger RNA of Sipha flava (yellow sugarcane aphid), 1174 nucleotides long. RefSeq names its product B-cell receptor-associated protein 31. The record is from RefSeq and is a predicted model, not a curated record. NCBI's taxonomy places the organism in Eukaryota, Metazoa, Arthropoda, Insecta, Hemiptera, Aphididae. Gene Ontology annotation, cellular component: endoplasmic reticulum membrane; endoplasmic reticulum. Gene Ontology annotation, biological process: endoplasmic reticulum to Golgi vesicle-mediated transport; intracellular protein transport. The transcript has a single exon. The coding region runs from base 305 to 946 and encodes 213 amino acids.
CAUAUUUUUUUUCCGUCAAUCGCGUUGAACCAUUGACCAUCGCAAUACCGAUCUUUCUCGUGUACAUCAUUUAAACAUUUUUCACGCGGCGGUGAUUCAUACGAUUAUUUUUACACCCGUGACGUCCGCGUUGAGUGUUUUAUACGAUUAUUAUUUGCUUCUAUUUUAUCGGGAUUUCAACAUUGAUUGUAUUUUGACCGUAAUUGUGUUCGUCAAAGCAGUUGCACGUACCUACUUGAUUGACCGCGACCAUCACUGCAACUUGUCGUUGUCGAAUAGGAACCCGAAAUAACACGAGAUCGCCAUGAGUCUUCAGUGGACUAUCAUCGCGACGUUUUUGUACUUCGAAGUGGGAGUGCUGAUGCUGUUUCUGGUGCCAUACAUGUCAGCCAAACGCUGGAACCGUCUGUUCCGUUCCCGGUUCUAUCAGGCGCUCAGCUCGCAGGCCCAAUGGUAUUUCACGUUCUUGUUGUGCAUCCUCGUCCUGUUCCUGUUGGACUCAAUACGUGAGAUGCGUAAAUACUCCAAUCCCGAGCUCAGUGACGCUCAUCAACAUCUUGACCACGAGAUGCAGGCCAACAUGCGCCUGUUCCGCGCACAACGUAACUUUUAUAUUAGCGGCAUCGCGCUGUUCCUGAGUUUUGUCAUCAAACGUUUCAUAGCUCUGAUGACGCUCCAAGCGUCAUUGAUAGCCCAAAGUGAAGCAUCGUUGAAACAAGCAGAAAGCGCUAGCAAAGCAUCCAUAUCUUUGUUAUCGCAAAAGGAGAACCUUGACGGCGAGUCUGAAGCAAUGAAAAAACUCACUAAAGAACUAGAAUCCAUCAAGGCUGAUCGGGAUGCAAUCAAAAGUCAAGCAGAAUCGGUAAGCAAAGAAUAUGACAGACUCUUAGUUGAACAUGAAAAACUUCAGAAGACUGCUGGAAACGAAUCAAAGAAAGAUGAUUAAUUCAACAUAAUACAACUGAUAGGCGAAUACGUCUUAAGUAUUUUUAAUAUUUUGCAUUUCUAAAUUUAUAUGCUAAUUUUUUUUUUUUUUGGCUUCAGUAUUUUUGUUGGGUUUUUUUUUUUGUAAACCUAGUAACACUAACAUUACUAGAAGAAUUGUAUAUUUUUCAUUAUUAUUUGGUAUUGUUAUACUUGUAAAAAAAUAAUAAGUACUUGAGUAGACUAAUUA